CUUUGACGCGCCCACAAUCUGCUUACCAUGACAUCAAUCCAUGUUUUCUAGAGCCAAAUAACCAACAAUUGGUGCACCAUGGCGACAGGCCGGGAGGAACGGAUGGCCUCGCGCCUACGCGGAGCGCAGCGCCACCAAGUCGAAGACGUCUCCUUCGGGAUCAUCCUCCCCACCGAAGAUGAGCAGCCCGAGGUCCACACCGCCGCGCAAUCCCCGCCAAGCGCACCGGCGCCAACACGGUCGACUCCAAACACGUCCGCCCAGAGGCGACGAAUAGCCGGCCCCAAACCAAGCAGCGCCGACCGCCCGGCCGCCCAACCGUCCACGGCAACCAGGACGCGAUCAGCCCGGGUCCCGGCGCCACCCGUUCCCGUUCCGGCGCCCGCUACCAGCGCAGGCAGGACGCGCCUCGCCGCAGCGGCGGCGGCGGCGCGGCCCAACAUCUACGACAUCCCCGACAACACCUCGGACGAGACGCCGUCGCGCCGACGAGGCGCAGUUGUGACGACGGCGGCGUCGUCGACGACGAGGCGCUCCUCCGCGCUCCGCCGCCCCUUCACCCGACCUCCGCCGGCUGACGAUGGCGACGAGGACGAUCUCGAGUCCCUCCCCGGCGGGGGACCAACACCGACAAAUCCGGCCCAGGCGGCGUCUCGGCAGCGGCCGUCUCUACCGCCGUCGUCCCUCCGCCGCCGCGGUGCCGGUUCGCCGACCCCAGCUGCCGCCGCCGCCGCCGCUCCUCGCUCCCCCGGCGUGCUCGUCACCGAGGAGGUGGCCGAGAGCCCCGCGGACGCGCCGGGGAGCGGGCAGCGGAGGAUGGUGAUGCGCGGGGCGGUGGCGUCGAGCGCGCUGCUGCAGAGGAUUGUUGGCGUACAGGACGACGGGGAUGAGGACGAGGUCGGGGCCGUCGGGGAGGAGACAGUGGAUGUGGCGCGGCUGGCGCAGGCGAGCUCGCCGCUGACGAGGAAGUCGAGACCCCUAGUGGCGGGCGCCCGGUCGUCGACGACGACGAGAGCAAGGAGCGUGAGGGUUGAAGGGGGUGGCGGGGUGGAUGGGUUGGAUGAGCUGUCGCCGGAGAAUGUGAGGCGGGGUGCUGGGAUUCCGAGGAGAGGUGUGGCUGAUGAUGUUGACGAGCUGUCGCCCGAGAAUACGAGGCGGAGCGCUAGGCUUUCGGCGGCACAUGUUGCCGACCAAGAGGAUGAGCUGUCGCCGGAGAAGGCCGGUGAAGAUGAGCAGCCAAAGUCCGCCGCGCCAUCCCAAAGGGGCAGAAAGGCGAGGGGACCUGCGGUGUCCUCGCAAACUGGACAGAGCAACCGAUCCGGGAGAGGCGAGACGAUAAAGCGUCCAGUACAGCAGAAACAGGCCGCGCCCGUCACCGAGAGAGAAGAAGAACAGGAGGAGGCGGAGGAGAUCGAUGAGCGGGAGGCUGCUCGGCGACUAGGAAGGAAGCGGCCUCGACGGAGCAUGCCGGAACCAUCACCGGAGUCGGAUCCCCAACCCGCCGAGGAGGAACGGGCCGCCAAGAAGCGCCGCCGAAAGGCCCCAGAGAGCCCGGCAGUGCAGCGGCAACCAAGGGCGGAGAAGCAUCCCGCAAGGCCACGGGCCAAGCCCGGGAACGCGGCCAGGCGGAAGCGCGACGCCGUCGAUGAGCUCGAGGGCGACGCGGCGAACGGGACAGUGCCGGUGACGGUUCAGAGAUUUACGAAGAAAGUGGUCCGUUACGAUGCCGACGACACAGGCGCGGACAUCCUCAGCUCCGAUAUACCCUUCGCGAACCGCGGCGGGGUCAACGCCAUCGAUGUCCUGUCGCAGAUGUGCGAGGUGCUCAUCGAUAAUUUCCUCUCCAACCUGGAGGAGCGGGCGAGGGAUGCCGAGGAUAGUGCUGCCAGGCGGGAGUUCCGGACCAUGAUGAGAGCUCUCGAGGCGUUCCGUGAGGAGCUCAGGACGAGAUUUCUGGAGCAGACUAUUGCGUUGGAUGCGCUGCACGCUCUGCGGAAGCGAGUGCGCGCCGCCCAAAAGGAGAAGCUCGCGCUUCGCGAUGAGAUCCUCAGUAUCAGGGCUGAGAGAGACCAAGUGGGCUUGCGGAUGGAUGCAGUGCGAAUCAAGCACGAAGCAGACAGCAAGGAAGCACUGCGCAACAUACAUUUAUCCUCCACCAUGCACGACAUCGACCUCGCCGUCGAGGAAGGGCUGGCGGCUCCCCCCCUCCCCGCCGCCCAGGAGAGGGAGGCGGAGCUGGCGAACCUGGAACUGCUGAUCGCGAGGGUGGCGGACCAGGCUUGCACGAACAGCGACGGCGGCGGGGCGCUGGGGCGGAUGAGGGAGUUCAAUGCCUUCUUGGAGCGGGCUGCUGCCGUUCUAGAAGGGAGGUAGAUGGGCGCCUGGAUGUUACACAACACACACGAGAGACAAGAUGCUAAGGAUGGGACAGGAAAAUGUUAAGUGGCGUCUCUUGGCGGCCUUGCUUAGUUGGGCAUAUGACGGAUAAUGAGACAUGAGUCAAGGUAUACGGCGGUUUUCAUGGGAUUGGCUGUACAUUAUUAUCAAUGAGGCAGACGUAUAAAUCCAUGAGGAGCCCGGUAGGCAAGGCAUUCCAUCCGAUUUGAACUUUGUCCACAAGUGCCGCAAGUAGCCUUACCCGGAGAC
Phialemonium atrogriseum is the source of this 2646-nucleotide messenger RNA. RefSeq lists its product as uncharacterized. The record is from RefSeq and is a predicted model, not a curated record. The coding region runs from base 79 to 2373 and encodes 764 amino acids. The transcript has 5 exons. Lineage: Eukaryota; Fungi; Ascomycota; Sordariomycetes; Cephalothecales; Cephalothecaceae.